This is a messenger RNA of Pygoscelis adeliae (Adelie penguin), 860 nucleotides long. RefSeq names its product high mobility group box 2 (gene HMGB2). Gene Ontology annotation, biological process: regulation of transcription by RNA polymerase II. Bases 1 to 474 code for a protein of 157 amino acids. The transcript has 3 exons. The record is from RefSeq and is a predicted model, not a curated record. NCBI's taxonomy places the organism in Eukaryota, Metazoa, Chordata, Aves, Sphenisciformes, Spheniscidae. Gene Ontology annotation, molecular function: DNA binding, bending.
AUGUCUAGCAAGGAAAAAGGAAAGUUUGAAGAAAUGGCUAAAGGAGACAAAGCUCGUUAUGACAGGGAGAUGAAAAACUAUGUUCCUCCCAAAGGCGAGAAGAAGGGAAAGAAAAAGGACCCCAAUGCUCCUAAAAGACCACCAUCUGCAUUCUUCCUUUUCUGUUCUGAACACCGUCCAAAAAUAAAAAAUGAUCAUCCUGGCUUGUCUAUUGGAGAUACAGCAAAGAAAUUAGGAGAAAUGUGGUCUGAACAGUCAGCCAAAGACAAACAGCCAUAUGAACAGAAGGCUGCGAAACUAAAGGAGAAAUAUGAGAAGGAUAUUGCAGCAUAUCGUGCCAAGAGCAAGAGUGACGCAGGAAAAAAGGGCCCAGGUAGGCCUGCAGGAUCUAAGAAGAAAGCAGAACCAGAAGAGGAGGAGGAGGAGGAGGAGGAAGAUGAUGAAGAGGAGGAGGAAGAUGAGGAUGAGGAAUAAAUGAAUGUCCUGCUGUAAAGAUUUAUGCUCAAAAUCCAAUAUUUUGCUAAGAAUGUGAACUCAAGUGCAGCUCAUUGUUAGCUUCAGUAUAAAAAUCUGUACAGAAUUGUGUAUAGGUAAUGUGGUUCUUUGUAGGGAGACCUCUAUUUUUAACGUAAGUAGUAGCCGAGGGCUGCUACAGUUCGGUUUAAAAAAAAAAAAGAAGAAAAAGUUGUGGAAUGUUUCUGCAUAUUUAAUGGUUUUGUUGAAAUUCAGUGACUGAUAGCCAGGUGUUUCUUUAUAGCUAAGUAAAACAAAGGAGGUAGCUUAAUAGCUGAUCUUAUAUUUUGUAGUAUAUUGCAUUGUAUUACUUUUUUAACAAUUUUGUAAUAAAAUGUUGUACAUGA